Messenger RNA from Nematolebias whitei (Rio pearlfish), 4612 nucleotides. It is a transcript of the gene mideasa, whose product is annotated as mitotic deacetylase associated SANT domain protein a. The transcript is spliced from 14 exons. The record is from RefSeq and is a predicted model, not a curated record. Gene Ontology annotation, molecular function: transcription corepressor activity. Gene Ontology annotation, cellular component: transcription regulator complex; histone deacetylase complex. Lineage: Eukaryota; Metazoa; Chordata; Actinopteri; Cyprinodontiformes; Rivulidae. The coding region runs from base 729 to 3836 and encodes 1035 amino acids. Gene Ontology annotation, biological process: regulation of transcription by RNA polymerase II; negative regulation of DNA-templated transcription.
CGGUGUUUAAAUCAGAGAAAAUACCCGCAGCCGCCGUGGCGCGGCAGCAUUUUCACACCGCCUCAUGCGCGUUUCACCCGAUCAUACUGUUGCGGGAGGUGGCGAGGGGGGGAGAAAGUUGUGGACAUGUUUUCCUGGAAGUGCACGAUUUUACGGAUCCGCUGUGCAACGUUGCUGUAACUACGACGUUGAGAAGGUUUUUUUAACGCCCGUCGGGACCUUCGCAGGGUCUUUCCGUGUUGCCGUCGAGCCGCCUUGUUCGCCAUAUUGUGCGCGGUGAAACUCGAUGGAAAGUUGUCAAGAGUUAUGACACUCGCUGCGCACAGACCCUUCUUCUUUUUCUCCUUCGUCAUGGAGCUGCGCGCAGUCGACUUUGAUCGAACCCGAGGUGACUCCAUGGAGCUGUUCGCGGACAGUCCUGUGCGCCAGUGAGAAGACGGGGCUGUUUGCUGCUGUAGGCCGCAGUUUCCUCUUUGCUGCUGCUGGCGACUGUCUGGCUCCCCGAGGAGGAGGAUGAAAAUGGACAGCAGAGCUCGGAUUUAAUUGCUGAGAAGUGGGCUGCAUGUACCCCACCCUGCACUUUCCUUUGGGAUUUAUGCUUCCUCCCAGAUACCUCUGUCUACACAAUUAAAGUAUUUGACAGCCGAAGCACACUACAGAGGGCAUCGACCAAGUUUUGCACGCUCAGAGAUUCAGACUGAGGACAUUUGCUUAUCUUACAUAUUGCUAUGAGUCUCCCAUCUCAAGUUAACACUGACAAGAGCAAGCAUCAGACUCCGGCCAUGAAAGAGGCUGUGCAGCACUCGGGGGAGGUUUAUUUUGGUAUGGGACCUCCGGUUUUAAAGACAAGUCACAGCGACUCUGCAGGCGGCUCUGGAGUUGGUCACCAAAGUCUGCCCCAUUAUCAACAGGCUGCUCCUGUUAAAUGGAUUCAGGACCCCAUACAGGCGCCCGGCUGGUCUCAGGAAGCUCCCAUGCCGACCUGGGGACAGAACUUUGGCCCCUACAUGAGUGGCGUAAGGGAUCAAAUGACCUUCCACAAGGGAGGCCAUGAGGGUGUGGCGAUGCCGAUGGGAAGGGAAAACCAGCUGCCGGCACCCGUGGAGGCUUACAGAGAUGCCACCCAGGCUCAAACUCAAGGUGGGGGGCUGGAGUGGGGGCAGCAUGCCGCCACCGUUGCUGCGAUGCAUCAGGCUCAGCUGCAAGCCUAUCAACACGGCCAGGGUCAACCUCACACGGUGCAGGCCCCCGUUCUGCAACCGUUCCAGGCAUCGUUUAGGCCCAGCAAGUUCUCAUCCAAUUACUACUCCGUUUUCCCGGGAAACAAGCCAGUGGUGUACAGCGAGCAGCCUAAACCUCAGCAGCAGCAACUUCUGCACCCAGUGCAGCAGCAACAAAUGCACCACCAUCAGCAACAACAGCAGCAGCAGCAACACAUGCAUCAACUUCAGCUUCAGCAGCAGCAGCAGCAACAACAGCAUAUGCAGCAACAACAAAUCCAACAGCAACAAAUGCAACAGCAGCAGCUGCAGCAAAUGCAGCAGCAAUAUCACCAGCAACAGCUGCAGGAGCAACAACAACAAAUUCAGCAGCAGCAACAAAUGCAACAACAAAAUAUUCUACAGCAAGAAACAACACAAUCUCAGGUGCAGCUAAAACAACAGAGCCAAACCUUUGGCGCUUUUCAGCCUCCGGACCUCCUUCCACCUGACUCGGGGGCUAAAAACGACGACGCGCAAUCAGUGGAGCCACAGGCGCAACUAAAGGCUCAAACUGGCAACGCGUCAGCUUUACCUGAUCAGGACGCUGAGAUAGCUGCCACAAACCCUGCGGACUCUGCAGCCUCAGCGGCCCCUCGGCGCUCGCGUCGCCUUUCCAGAGAGGGACAGUCCCCGCUGGGCCCCCCUUCCACAAACAUUUGGUCUCAAGCCUCCAAAGAGCCACCGCCAUCCCAAAAUGGAGUCACAGGCGUGCCAGCAGCGAGAGGUGGAGAGAACCAGGCGGCAACAGGAGGAGUCAUCCAGAUCACCCGCAGGAGGAGGAGAGCAUCCAAGGAGAUCAACUUGGAGACUCUUGCUCAGAAGGCAUCGGAAAUGGAAUCCCUGCCUGCUAAAACUGUCAAGCAGGAGGACGGCCCCUCCAGCAAACAGGCCUCCAUCGUACCGCUGGUCAUCCCCGUGUCUGUUCCCGUGCAGAAGAAUCCGACAGAAUCUCAGGGCGUUUGGGUUCACGGACGCCUCGGUCAGAGCGAUCGUCCCGCGGGGCAGACGGAUCGAAAGCCUUCAGUCAUUGUGGCUCGUCGCCGCUCACUCAAACACACCCUGACUGCGACUUUUGGCCAGGAUGAAAAGAACGAUCCAGGACUGGACGACGACGGAAAGUCCAAGUUCAAGCGGCGGACUCGUCCCGAGCCCCUCAUCAUCCCUCUUCCCAAACCCUCCACCUUCAUCCCUCCAUCUGUCUACUCCAGCAUCACUUCCUACCAGAGCAACCUGCGCUCUCCGGUUCGCAUGCCGGACAACCCUUACUCCCACCCCCCGUACACGCCUCCCCCAAUCUUGUCCCCGAGGCGAGUGGGAUCUGGGCUCUACUUCUCCACCGUCCUCACCAACAACCAAAUCCAGCCUCCUCUGGCUACUCCCAAGUCUGCAACGCGCAGCCUGCUGCGUUCCACGAGUUCAGACGUCACCCCUCCUGUCCUGCCCUUGAUCGCUGAUGCCACACCUGUGUGCCUCGAACCACGUAUCAACAUUGGGCAACAGUACCAGGCAGAAAUUCCUGACUUGCGAGAUCAGCUCUCCUCCCAGUUCGACCAGCCCAAAGCCGACUUGGUUUGGCAUCCGUUAGAUGACGUCAAACACAACGACCAGUACUUGGAGGGUUUGAUGAGCAUGUCUUGCUCAAGUGUUCUCAGUGGAGGAGGAACCAAUCAGGAGCUGGUUUUUCACUGUUUACAUGAAUGUGGAGGCAAUAUUCUUGAAGCGCUGGAGCGUUUGAUGCUUCAGGACUCAAUUUUCCCCAGUGGUCAUCACCUGGGAGGUUAUCACUACUCAGGCUCCGACAGCUGGACUGCAGAGGAGAAGUGUUACUUCAACAAAGGGAUUGGUGCCUACAGGAAGGACUUCUUCCUGGUGCAGAAACUGGUGCGGUCUAAGACGGUGGCUCAGUGCGUGGAGUUCUACUACACGUACAAGAAGCAGGUGAAAGUGGGACGAAACGGCAUCUUGACCUUCGGCCCUCCAGAUUCACUGGUGGAGAAGCACACAGAGAUGACGGUGGACAUUAAGACAUAUCAACCCAAACUGACUCCAUUAGAGGUGGAUGAAGACAACAACAAGAAAGAAUUUUAUGAUGAGAGCCAUGAGAGCAGCCAGCAGGCGAGGGUUGUUCAGUCACUACAGGCUCAUGACUAUGCAGGGACAGUUCUGGUGAUCAAAGAGCCGGACGUUGUGAAAAAAGAACCUCAUCCCCCAUCUGGAUUUCCACGACCUCGUGCAGAACCUGCAGCAAAGAAGGGCAAAGCUCCACCGAAGCCCCCGCAGGACCCCGAUGCUGUGUUUCCGUGCAAGAAGUGUGGCAGGGUGUUUUAUAAAGUGAAGAGUCGAAGCGCCCACAUGAAAAGUCACGCCGAGCAGGAGAAGAAGGCUGCGGCGCUGCGGCAGAAGGAGGAGGAGGAGCGGGCUGCAGCUCAGGCUCGAGCCAGGAAGGCGGCAGCCGCCCUCGCUGUGGCGUCCCAUCAGGGAGGGAAUGGAAACGGAGCGGCACAGCAGGCGGAGCUCAGCAGCCAGGAAGACUCAACCGAAGUGGAGGAUGACGACGAUGAAGACUGGCACUGAGCAGAGACAAAACGAGGAAAAACGAACUCAGGAGGAUUUGGAGUUUUGUGCCAACAGACUUUCGAGACGAACAAAGUAUCGAGACAGUGGUUUAAAAAAUGAUAUCCUGCCUUCUGAGGGGCAGAGUAAGCACAAGAAAACAUGUUUUUUUAAUGUCUUCCUGGUUAUCUUUGUGCUGCUUUUCAGACCAAAACCAUCUCUGUUGUUUAGCUUUACACCCUCAGCCAGGCCGACACUCCACAUUUAAAUAUUCAAAGUUUUAUUUUUCUAAAUGCACUUCUACCGUAUCUUUCUGCUUUGGCCAAUAAGGCCUUUUUAUACGUUUUAUUUAAUUAACGGCAACGUCAAACUAUUUGACUUUUUCACUAUACGAACUUGAUGGUGAACUUGAUAUAUCUGAAUUGAAAGAUCAAAUGGAUUGGUCCUUUCUUGAAGCAGCCUUUUGAAUUAAAGAUAAAAUGUAAGAAAAGAUAAAAGGGCUCAUAUCUUUAAAAAAAACAAUCUUAAAUGUGGUGGAUUUUUCUAACCAUCCCAGGUUACGAGGUUGGUUGUACACUUUAUUUUUUACAAGUUUUAAAGGACCUUUGCAAUGAAUGUGUACAAAAAAAGUAUAUGAGAUUGCUAUAUAUUUAUGAUAAGACAUUUACAUUGAUUUUGGUAAUAUAAAGAACAAUCACGUUGGAUUGAAUAUGAGUGGAUUGCUGAAAAUGAAAUAAAACUCUUGUUCUGAGGAGUGUUGUGUUUCUGGAGCGGGCAGUGUUGGCAUCAAUAAACCA